Messenger RNA from Anopheles marshallii, 1533 nucleotides. It is a transcript of the gene Synd, whose product is annotated as protein kinase C and casein kinase II substrate protein 3. Lineage: Eukaryota; Metazoa; Arthropoda; Insecta; Diptera; Culicidae. Gene Ontology annotation, biological process: regulation of endocytosis; cytoskeleton organization; plasma membrane tubulation. Bases 1 to 1533 code for a protein of 510 amino acids. Gene Ontology annotation, molecular function: phospholipid binding; protein binding. The record is from RefSeq and is a predicted model, not a curated record. The transcript is spliced from 9 exons. Gene Ontology annotation, cellular component: cytoplasm; endosome; plasma membrane.
AUGUCACAUCACAGCGACGAUCAGCUGCUGCAGGCCGGCAGUGAUUCUUUUUGGGAGCUGAACAAUUACAAACGCACCACUAAGCGGAUAGAGGACGGUUACAAAUUGUGUACGGAGCUGCAAACACUGAUCCAGGAGCGUGCCGAAAUUGAAAAAGCAUAUGCCAAAAAUUUGAAAGCAUGGUCAAAGAAAUGGGGCGAAUUGAUUGAGAAAGGACCAGAGUACGGUACGACAGAAGCGGCCUGGAAGGGAAUGCUCACGGAGGCAGAACGUUUGUCCGACCUGCAUCUGAAGAUAAAGGCAAGCCUUUGUUCCGAUGUAACACUUCAGAUAAAAGAAUGGCAAAAGGAUAGCUAUCAUAAGUCGAUGAUGCAAAUUAAGGAGCGCAAAGAAAUGGAAGAUCAAUUCAAACGGGCACAGAAACCAUGGGCCAAAUUGUUAGGCAAUGCGGAAAAGGCGAAAGCAGAUUAUCACGCGGCUUGUAAAAUGGAAAAAUCCGCCGCCAAUCAGGAACGAAAUGCCUCCAGCGAUUCUUCGAUGUCAAACGAUCAGCUAAAAAAGAUGCAAGAAAGGGUACAGAAGCUUAAGGACGACGUAGCGAAGAGCCGCGAUCGAUACGAACAAACGCUCAACGAGAUCAAAGAGUACAAUCCCGUGUAUAUCGAAAGCAUGACGAACGUUUUCCGGAAGUGCCAAGAGAUGGAGGAAACUCGGUUGUGUUUCUUCAAGAAUGUGCUGUUCUCGAUACACAAAUGUUUGAACAUUUCCGAAGAUCCGAGUUUGCCACAAAUCUACAAAGAAUUCCACCAUACGAUCAACAACGCCGACCACCAGAAGGAUCUGAAGUGGUGGUCCAAUAAUCACGGCGUCAACAUGGGUAUGAGCUGGCCAACGUUCGUGGAGUACACGGAAGAGUUCCGCGACAUUGCGAAGGGCAUCAAAUCCAAAGAAGCUUUACCCGCAGCGCCGAUCACGCUCAUUCAUCAGCGACCCGUGGCCGAAGAUUUGCAUGAAUAUCCGCCACCACCGCCAGCUAACAACAAUCGGCUACUCGGAGGUGGCAAUCGGAACAGUACGGCCCUUAGUAUUACCAAUUCGACUGGCAACAAUCGCACCACCCCGACACCGAAUAAUGAUUCGCCCAAAUCGGAAACGGCUUCGACGAAAAAUGAACCAGCUAUUACACCUACCCGAACAUCGCCAGGGCGCGCUGCACCACCCGGAGGAGCGGUCGUUACCAAUGGUAACUCCGGAACGAAUGGCAAAGCGAACGAUAGCAAUCCUUUCGAAGAGGAGGAAGAGUGGGAUGAGGGUGAUGGUAACGAUAAUCUUCUGGUGGACAAUGGUGAACCUGGCGUACCGGUGAAGGCACUGUACGACUACGAAGGUGCGGAAAGUGAUGAGCUUACGUUCAAACAGGGUGAUUUAUUUGAAAAGCUGGAAGACGAAGAUGAACAAGGCUGGUGUAAAGGACGAAAGGACGGGCGAGUAGGACUGUACCCGGCCAACUACGUGGAAGUGGUAGCGACGUAA